AUGCCUCACACCAAGGACAGCAUACUCGGCCGUAAGACGAUCAAAUCGUCUGAUGGGAUACCGACGGUUUCUGCGGAGCUAUCAGGCUACCUUCAACACCUACACCAUCCUCACGAUCUAGCUAUCUUGGGGUUCGACAAGGAGACCAAACAGGCGAAAAUAGCUCUCGUCGACAAAGGUUUACACCCUUACGUGCGAGGGUUCAGGGAAAGCUUUGAAGGGACUCAUUCGGUCGAUACGGAAUUCGAUUUUGAGUUUCGAGGUCGCGCUAUUUAUGAAAGGAUGAAAUCUGAAUGUGAAGGAUGUAGGACCCAAAGCUUGUUGGAGAAAGACAAAUUCCCAUUUGAGAUCUUCUCUUUCCGUCCUUCAGCAAAGAUAUCUUGUUCGGACGCAUUGAUGAGUGAUAGUUCGGGACAUGUAUAUAGGGCACCGAGAAGUUUCAAAUUUACCGAGGUACGCAGACCGCUUGCCUCGUACGCUUCAAUGGCGGCUUCUCGGAGGGCUUGGUGCGAUGAUUGUGGGACGUAUCGCCGGAUGGAAGUUUUGCGUGACAAGAGAUUUGACGGGUAUCUCGAAGAGGAAGAAAUAGACAAGGUCAACGAGACGGCCAUGGAAGGGUCAAGCGACAGGGAAGGAAUUUCAUGGUGGGAUACCGCUAGUGAUCUUUGGGAUAGAUCUAGGAGAACAAUCAAUUUCUUAGCUUCGUCAUAUGCAAGUCGACAGCCUGUCUUAUGGUAA
Kwoniella mangroviensis CBS 8507 is the source of this 738-nucleotide messenger RNA. RefSeq lists its product as uncharacterized. The record is from RefSeq and is a predicted model, not a curated record. The coding region runs from base 1 to 738 and encodes 245 amino acids. The transcript is spliced from 2 exons. NCBI's taxonomy places the organism in Eukaryota, Fungi, Basidiomycota, Tremellomycetes, Tremellales, Cryptococcaceae.